UUAAUGUUAUUCUUUGAUAUCGUUUUACCACUUGUCCUUUAUUAUGUUCUUAAAAACUAUAUGUUAGAAGUCUGGGCACUUACUAUAUCAGGAGUUCCACCGUUCCUUGUUGUUAUUUAUGGACUUAUAACCAAAAGGCGUAUAGAUAUUUUGGGAGCAUUAAUAAUAAUGGGUUUUAUCGUUACUGGUAUCGUGGCAUCAUUAAAAAGAGAUGCUCGGAUUCAAUUAUUACGAGAAUCAGCAGUUACGGGUACUAUCGGUUUGGUAUUCCUCAUUUCUUUGCUCCCAAUCAAGAUUGGUUCCUCCCAAAUUCGGCCGAUGUCAUACUAUUUUGCUAGAGAUAUGCAAACUGGCGGAUCCUUUGGUUCAUCUUCAAAAAAGAAUAAAGAUGUAACAAAUGAUAUUAACGAACGUUGGGAAAGAUUAUGGAACGACAACGCUGUAUUUCGACGCGGAUAUAGGGUUUUGACGGCUCUUUGGGGAGUUGGUUUUGUUCUUGAAGCCCCCAUCCGUAUUAUAAUUAUUUUUAAAGCUCCAACAGUUGAACGUGCCUUUUUUUGGACAAACAUAGUAACUUACUCUUGGUUAGGUGUCAUGAUUCUACUCGACGCAAUU
This is a messenger RNA of Rhizophagus irregularis DAOM 181602=DAOM 197198, 615 nucleotides long. RefSeq lists its product as uncharacterized. The record is from RefSeq and is a predicted model, not a curated record. NCBI's taxonomy places the organism in Eukaryota, Fungi, Glomeromycota, Glomeromycetes, Glomerales, Glomeraceae.